GAGGGAAAGAGGAGGUGGGCAGAGAGGGUGGAGAGAUGGCGGGAGACGCCAUGUCUCCUUCUUGCUUUUUCCCUCUUCUUCUCGGAAAGGCCCUGCCGAAGACUCAACCUUAGCGUUCCUAGGAACUCGGUCCAGGUACAGUUUGAUCAGAAGAGCAGUUAGUGGACUUGAGAUCAAACCCAUAAAUAAUGGGCGGUUGCUGUUUCUCUUCUAAAAGUGUUGCAUUGGAUGGAGGGCAACAAGGAUCUCAGAAUGUUCGUUACCCACAUGCUUCGUUGGAUCAUGAACCUUUUUCACUACAUGGAAUCUCAGUAGAAUCUACUGAUGUGUUGGUUGAUACAAAUCUUGGAACAAAUACACAAUUACUUCCAUCAGCUGAAACACUAGAUGUAGGACUUGUACACAUACCACAUGAUGCUGUGGAUACAUCUGAUAAGACAUCUCCAGUUCAAAUAGCAGAUGCUCAACCAAUUGAAGAUACUCUUAGUGGAAUGCGUGAGGAUCUGAAGAGAUCAGAUGUCAAGAUCUUAGAUGACCCUUUGUCUGGACCACCAGUGGAUGAAAAGAACUCCAAGUUAGAUGGACCUUUUCCUUUGGUUAACGAUGAAGAGGAUGUCUGCCCUAUUUGUCUUGAAGAAUAUGACAAGGAGAAUCCGAGAGUAGUAUCCAAUUGUGGGCAUCAUUUUCAUCUUUCAUGCAUUCUAGAAUGGAUGGAAAGGAGUGAUAGCUGUGCAGUGUGCAAUCAGGCUAUGUUAUUCAAUGAAGAAGACUACUUCUAGCAGUUCUUAUUAGUAGAGUAAGAAGAAGAAAGGCCGAUAUUUCAGCCGGAGGUACAUACAUGAUGGUGCCUGUGAUUCUGAUUCUUCCUGAGGUUUUUCUUUUGAGCUUGAAAGGGGCUUCUAGUUUUACUGGUAGUAAUAGUAUGUCUUCAUUCUCAAGACAGUUACAUUCAGCCUGUCAUCUAUAGAGUAGUUUUCCCUCGUAGCUUCCUUUGUCUGUUACUGCUCAGAACUGCGGCUUGCUCACCUGCUGAUGAAGGCAGAGCACAUUCAGAGUUGGUUGCUGGAAGCUGAGAUUGUAUAUGCAUCAUUUGUUUAAUCUUUCUCUCUGUUAGUCUCUCUGUAUAGCUGCUUGUGAACAGAAUCAUCAUUCUACGGCAUUAGUUUUGUAAAUUGUUCAGUUUUGUUGCCAUUCCAUUGCUGUAGAGAAAUGUAAGCGUUCUUUUCUUUUC
Nymphaea colorata (pocket water lily) is the source of this 1231-nucleotide messenger RNA. RefSeq names its product probable E3 ubiquitin-protein ligase RHB1A. NCBI's taxonomy places the organism in Eukaryota, Viridiplantae, Streptophyta, Magnoliopsida, Nymphaeales, Nymphaeaceae. The transcript has 5 exons. The coding region runs from base 189 to 779 and encodes 196 amino acids. Gene Ontology annotation, molecular function: ubiquitin-protein transferase activity. The record is from RefSeq and is a predicted model, not a curated record.